AUGGAAUUUGCACGCUUUCGCGCAGGUACCCGAGCUGGGGUGAAGGGCGGUCUCACCAACGCAAUCAUCGAUGUCGAUUGCUCAAUACUUGUAAUUCCCCCAACCACCUGUUCAGCAGCCGGAGCCAUCUGAACCGACUCGUGACAUCUUGUCUGAAAUUCUGUUUGUGCACUUGCACUCAUCAGUGUCGGCUACGGUAUGGCAUCUGCACCCUACGACCAGCCAGUGGGUGACCUAUGGUGCACUGCCAGACGAUCGAAGGCGGUCACGGGAAGCUGACAACGAAUACCACGGGGGCACUUGUGCUGGCACCACUGGGAGAACAUGUCCCAACUGGGACGAUUCCACAGACAACCGGAGGCUUGCGAGUGGUGGGGGGAUGGUUGGAAGUGUGGAAGACGCUGGAACGAUGCCGGGAGGGCAGAGGCAGAGGCGCAGCAGGGAGGGAGGGGAAGGCUUUCAGGGGGUGACGACGGUCAACACUUUGCAUCCUCAAAUGCCGUGA
Hymenoscyphus albidus is the source of this 505-nucleotide messenger RNA. The record is from the annotation of a GenBank genome assembly. NCBI's taxonomy places the organism in Eukaryota, Fungi, Ascomycota, Leotiomycetes, Helotiales, Helotiaceae.